This is a messenger RNA of Cajanus cajan (pigeon pea), 1092 nucleotides long. The record is from RefSeq and is a predicted model, not a curated record. NCBI's taxonomy places the organism in Eukaryota, Viridiplantae, Streptophyta, Magnoliopsida, Fabales, Fabaceae.
AUGGCAUUUUAUAAUUUACAGGUGAGGUCUUUAGUGGGAGAUAGAAUGUCUUUGUUGCUACAAACUACCUCCGCCGUGGUAAUAGCAUGCACUGUGAGCCUAAUCAUUGCAUGGAGAUUUGCCAUUGUAUUGAUAAUUGUUCAACCUAUAUCCAUUGCAAGUUUCUACACAAGAAGUGUAAUCCUAAAGGGCUUGUCUAAAAAGGCCAUCAAAGCCCAAGAUGAAAGUAGCAAAAUAGCAGUUGAAGCUAUUUCCAACCUUCGAACCAUCACUUCCUUUUCCUCACAAGACCGAGUCAUAAAAAUGCUACAAAAAGCCCAAGAGGGCCCAAGCCAUGAAAGCAUUCGACAGUCAUGGUUUGCUGGCAUUGGGCUUGGAUGUGCCCGAAGCCUUACAACUUUCAGUCGGGCUUUAGAAUAUUGGUAUGGCGGAAAUCUUGUUUACCAUGGCCACAUUACUUCAAAAGCAUUGUUUGAGACCAAUUUAAUAAUGGCAAAUACUGGUAGGAUGAUAGCAGAUGCUAGUAGUCUCACUAGUGACCUUGCUAAAGGAGCAAAUGCCAUUGGCCUAGUUUUCACAAUCUUAGAUAGAAACACAAAAAUAGAGGCUGAUGAAAUGAGUGCAUACAAGCCCCAAAAGUUAAUAGGCCAUAUAGAACUCCAAAAUGUUUAUUUUGCAUACCCAUCAAGACCCAAUGUGAUGAUCUUCCAAGACUUCUCCAUCAAAAUUGAUGCAGGCAAAUCCACAGCAUUGGUAGGGGGAAGUGGGUCUGGAAAAUCAACUAUAAUGGGCUUAAUAGAGAGAUUUUAUGACCCACUUAAAGGGAUAGUGACUAUGGAUGGUAGAGACAUAAAGUCAUAUAACCUUAAGUCACUAAGGAACUACAUUGCACUUGUGAGCCAAGAGCCAACACUUUUUAAUGGGACCAUAAGGGAAAACAUUGCAUAUGGAGCAUUUGAUAAGACUAAUGAAGUUGAGAUCAUUGAAGCAGCAAAGAUAGCUAAUGCUCAUGACUUUAUUGCAAGCAUGAAGGAUGGUUAUGACACAUGGUGUGGAGAUAGAGGAGUGCAGUUAUCUGGGGGCCAAAAGCAA